CACAAACAUUGGUGGUAAGCGGCUAGCGAAAAUAAAGGUGUUGGGGCGAUUAACUGUUAAUCCAAGGUGUUCAUUUAAGAUCGUAACAAAGAGAACAUUUUUAAACGUAAAAUGUCGCACAUUCCGUCAAUAGAUUAUUUCAACAAUGCUAUUUGGAAUAUUCAACCAGUCUUUGAUAAACCGUCUUCACAAGAUCCCUCUACAUCACACUCUGAAAAUUUCGUAGUCGUCCCGCAGAGCCCUCUAGAUUCUUCUAUCCGACUGAUAAAUUCUGAAUUCGAGAUAAUGGGUUAUUCAAAAGUUUUAAGGGUGGAAAAUGGAGAAAUUCAAAUCACUAUGACUAGUUUUAUUGAUGGUGUGUUAAAGUUGAUUACAUCCUAUCGUAAAAGUUUAAAUAGUCGUGAAGAAAUUGAAUUAAAUUUUCAUCGUGUACAGUCAGAUUUAACUCAAGUACAAAAACUUUAUCGAAGAUGUCAGCAAAAUUUGGAAGAAACACAAAGAUCAAAUGAAUUAAUCAAAGAAAGGGAAAAGCAAGCUUUAAAUGAUAAAAAGUUACUUAAUGAUCGUUUGAAAUCUACAUGUAAUGAACUUCGUAAAGUUCAGUCAAAUUUCCAACGACAUGAAAUCCAAUUUCUACACGAACGUCGUAAGCUAGAGAAAGAAGUAACGGAUCUUCGGAAACGCUUAACAUUUUUAAUUGACAAAGCCACUCCUAUCUGGAACAAAGGACAGAAAACAAAUAAACCGUCUUGUUCUCCAACGGGUUUUUCAAUGUCACAGUGGUUUUUAUCGUCAGAAGUUGAUAAAAAGCCUGAAAUAACAAAUGGGGAACCAUCCAGUUCCCGGAGAUUUGGAAGUACAAUUCGAACUAAUUCUGGUUUAGGUAGUGCCAAAUUUGAGUCAGUUACCUCAGUCAAUAACUUUGAUUCUCACAUCAAAGACGAUUUGGAUGUUCAAACCUCCAGGGCUGAUUUAUCAUCAUUAAUAGUUCAACAACUGGAAAGUCGCCAAAAUGACUUACUUUAUGAGAAUCGUGAACUUCGAGAUCUUGUCAGUCAACUCUCUUUAAGAAUGAUUCGAUUCACUGAUUUUCUCCAACGACAUUGUACUACAUGGGUACAAAAUAAUGAUAAUGUACUUCACUCCAAAGAAUUCGAUGAUGAAUUCUUUUCACUUGAUGACGAAGAAGACGACGGCGAUGAGUAUUUUAAACGAGAAUCAUCCGACGAAGAUUAUUCAACUAUUGCCAUGUCUAAAGAAAAUGGUCGUAGAAAAUCAGCUCUUGUUAAUAAUCUUUUAAUUGAAUUACCGUAUGCAGCAAUUCGUGAUGAUCUUACCAGACGCGUACGUUAUGUAUCUCGAUGUCUUUGGUGUAAAUUAAAAUGCUUAGCCAAACACUAUACGACAAAAACAAGAGUAACAACAGAGAGAAAUGUAACAGAAAACGUUGUAAAUUCACAAACUUUUGUAUUAGACCUCCCAACGUCUAUUGAUGGAGAUAAUGAAUAUAAUGAAGUGGAACUAUUAAAAAGUCAAUUAGCUGAUGUGAAAUCUUUAGCUGGUUGUAAGUCUUUAUUAAAGGGGAAAGAGUUGAUUAUGGAGGAUAUUUUAUUCUCAAGUUAUAACUUGGACAAACUGAAAAUUUUGGAUUUAACCAGUUCGAAUCCAGAACUUGGUGGGAAAAAUGAAGUACACUUUGACAAACAUAAUGUUCCUUUAUUAUUAAAGGAAUCCAGUAUUCGAAUUUCAAAGAAAAAUAAAAUGGACAGCUCCUCAAAUUCAUCAGAUAAUUCACUUUAUUCUCCAUGUAAUUAAUCUUUGGCUUUUAUUAUCUUACUGGUUUUGACUUGAAGCAAAUGGACAGCUCCUCAAAUUCAUCAGAUAAUUCACUUUAUUCUCCAUGUAAUUAAUCUUUGGCUUUUAUUAUCUUACUGGUUUUGACUUGAAGCAAAGGUGCCAGUCACUCCUACUCAUACUGCUUUCACCAACCCUCUCAUUCUAACUCGUGCAAUUAUACCGAGAAAAACAUCAUAAUUGUAAUCAAGCAGGAUUGUCCUUUUGACUCAUUACUCAACAUUCAACGGACCAUUACAAUAGAUAAUAGCUACACCAAGCCUAUUCACUAUUCGCUUCAAACAGUUUCAGAUUCUUACAUAUUUUCUUUUACAGUGUAAAUACAUGCUUCCCUUUUGUACCGUAUAUAAAAUAUGUUUUGGUCUUCAUUAAAAAUAAUGUCCGAUCUUUUUGAGCAGUGCUUUGUAUCACCAUACAUUUAAAAUAUAAUCAUAACAAC
Schistosoma intercalatum is the source of this 2293-nucleotide messenger RNA. The record is from the annotation of a GenBank genome assembly. NCBI's taxonomy places the organism in Eukaryota, Metazoa, Platyhelminthes, Trematoda, Strigeidida, Schistosomatidae.